Messenger RNA from Cajanus cajan (pigeon pea), 1413 nucleotides. RefSeq names its product S-adenosyl-L-methionine-dependent methyltransferases superfamily protein (gene AR401). Gene Ontology annotation, cellular component: cytoplasm. Gene Ontology annotation, molecular function: protein-lysine N-methyltransferase activity. NCBI's taxonomy places the organism in Eukaryota, Viridiplantae, Streptophyta, Magnoliopsida, Fabales, Fabaceae. The record is from RefSeq and is a predicted model, not a curated record.
CACAAAAGAUGCAGCAGUAGUAGUAAGAGGUCAGCACGAACAAACAGACGCAUUACAUUACAUUACAUAGUAAUAGAAAGUUAUUAACAAACCAACCUAAUCUCUCUCUCUCUCUCUCUCUUCAAUGGCCGGAAUCCGCUUGCAACCGGAGGACUCCGACGUCUCCCAACAAUCCCGAGCGCUGGCUCUCUCCGCCGCUGAUCUGGUCUCCGACGACGACCGCUCCGUCGCCGCCGACUCCUGGUCCAUCAAGAGCGAGUAUGGCAGCACUCUCGACGACGACCAGCGCCACGCCGAUGCCGCCGAAGCUCUCUCCAACGUCAACCUCCGACCUCCCUCCGAUUACAGUUCUGACAAGGAUGAACCUGAUUCUGAAGCAGUUUCAUCCAUGCUGGGAUUUCAGAGUUAUUGGGAUUCUGCAUAUGCUGAUGAGCUUACAAAUUUCCGUGAACAUGGUCAUGCUGGUGAAGUCUGGUUUGGAGUUGAUGUGAUGGAAGUAGUUGCGUCAUGGACAAAAUCCUUGUGUGUUGACAUUUCUCAAGAUCGUAUACCAAAUGAUGUUGAUGAUGUUAAGGCUGAAGCUGGUGAACUAGGUGAUAAAUUUUUGUCUAGUUGGAGUGUACUAGAUAUUGGGACUGGCAAUGGUUUACUUCUCCAAGAAUUAGCUAAACAAGGGUUCUCUAAUUUAACUGGGACUGACUAUAGUGAAAGGGCAAUCAGCCUUGCCCAAAGCCUUGCUAAUCGUGAUGGAUUUUCCAACAUCAAAUUUAUGGUCGAUGAUGUCCUCGAGACAAAGUUGGGACAAGAGUUUCAACUUGUUAUGGAUAAAGGAACGCUAGAUGCUAUUGGAUUGCAUCCUGAUGGUCCUGUCAAGAGAAUGAUGUAUUGGGAUUCUGUUUCAAGAUUGGUUGCUCCUGGUGGAAUACUUGUGAUUACGUCUUGUAAUAGUACAAAGGAUGAGUUGGUACAAGAAGUGGAAAGUUUCAACCGACGAAAAAUUGCUAGUGCUCAGGAACUUGAGGAAUCGUGCAGAGAACCCCCAUUUGAAUAUGUAAGUCAUGUCCGCACAUAUCCCACAUUUAUGUUUGGUGGAUCUGUAGGCUCCCGUGUUGCUACCGUGGCAUUCCUUCGGAAAUGAAAAUGCCUGUCAUUAGCUCUUAUGAUUUAGGGUUUGAAGUUGUGGUUGGUGGUAUAGGUAGAUGCAUUUUCCUAACGUGUGUCGAACCGUAAAUAUUUUUUGUGAUUUAUGUUCUGUUACCUCUCCUUUCUUUUGGGUGAAUAGUUGUUAUCAUUCGGAGUUUACAGCCAGUUUCAGCGUGGCAAAAGGUUAUGUUUCUCUGGUUCUUUUCUGACUUUGAUUACAAUGAGGUGGAUGAAACUAUAUAGAAUGAAUCAUUCUAAAUCUUUGUGCAU